Molecule: messenger RNA, 1707 nt
Organism: Meyerozyma guilliermondii ATCC 6260
Lineage: Eukaryota; Fungi; Ascomycota; Pichiomycetes; Serinales; Debaryomycetaceae
Exons: 1
Coding region: 1-1707 (568 amino acids)
Biological process (GO): tRNA processing
Molecular function (GO): tRNA (uracil(54)-C5)-methyltransferase activity, S-adenosyl methionine-dependent
Source: RefSeq, a predicted model, not a curated record
AUGAAGAUGUUGCAGUCGAUACUGCUGCUUGAUGUUACCUGCAGUCCCGGAAAUAUUGAUUUGCAGCCUGAAAAAAAAGCUGUGAGCCAAAUGCUUUCUCGAGUGAAGUUAUGCCGAAUACGACAUUCGCUUAUUGUGAGAUCAUACACUACUAAUACCUUUGCUAAAUAUCAUGCUUACGAUACCAGAACAAGAAGAACUAUGAAACAAGCACGUAAGACUCGAGUGAAAAAUUCGAGCUUCGCGGACUUAGCUGCAAGUGACAACAUCUUUCAGAUGGAAAUAGCAGACUUUCUUUCACAACAAGCACUCAAUCUCGAGGUUGUGGAGAAUGGUUCGGACACAAUUGAACAGUUUAAUAAUAGAAGAUCAAGACCCGUUAUUCAGCUUGACGCAACCGUACUCUACCAGACUGCAAACGGUGAUGGAUUAGCUUUAAUUUCGAAAGGUGCUUACCUUGGAUACGCUGAGACAGGUUUUACUGUGGUACAAAUACCAAAAGCUCUUGUUGGUGAUAAUGUCAAAAUUCAAGUUAAGCGUCUCUAUCGUUUUUUUGCUGAAGCUGAGGUGAUAGGCUUCAAUACAGAGACAAGUCCACUACGUAACAACGAUUUAAUUGUUUGCUCACAUUUUGACAGCUGCUCCGGGUGUCAGUUCCAAAUGGUAAGCUACGACGAACAAUUGAAAUUGAAACAAGCUACAAUUCAAAAAGCGUACAAAUUUUUAUUCCCUGAUCAACCAUGGUCGCCAGAUACGUUUGGGAUGGUUGUUCCUUCUCCUUUACAGUAUGCGUACCGAAGCAAACUAACGCCGCAUUAUCAUUUUCAACGAGAAAAUUUCACCAAUAAAACUGUGCCGAAUAUUGGGUUUCAGCACUCUAGCAAAGACAAGGGAAUCGUUGAUAUUCACGAGUGUCCUCUAGCCACUUCCACCGUUGAAAGUGCACUCUCUGAAGUACGUGAAGAAACUCAAAAUUCCAUAAUGGCCAACUACGAAAACGAAGCAAAGCAAAAAGGAGCCACCUUGUUUCUUCGUGAGAGCUUGCGCAUAAACUCUCAAACUGGAGAAUCGUCCAAAACUUGUUUGACAGACUCAAAGAAAGUGUGCACUGAAAAGAUUGGAGAGUCAAUAUUUCAGUUUCCUGCCAAUGAAUUUUUUCAAGUAAAUUCGUCAAUUUUGCCGGAUGUGGUUGACUUUGUUCGUUAUUCGAUGUCUUCCAAAGGAAUCAGAAACAUUGUCGAUGCAUACUGUGGCUCUGGAUUCUUUGGCAUAUCUUUAGCUAAUGAUGUGAAGAAUGGAAAGGUUGUGGGUAUUGAGAUUUCACGCCAGGCGAUCAAGUAUGCAACUCAUAAUGCUAAGCUAAAUGGUUUAGCUGUACCGCAGCAUGUGCAGUUCAUAGAGGGUACGUCGAAUGCUAUCUUCAAGCACGAGAGUUUCUUGUCUGCUAAACUCAAUCCCGAAGAAACUAUGGUGAUUAUAGAUCCUUCUCGGAAGGGUUCUGAUGAAAGUUUUCUACAACAAUUGCACGAAUUUGGUCCCAAGCUCAUCGUUUAUGUGAGUUGCAACGUUUUCAGCCAAGCAAGGGACCUUCAGUACUUCACGGCAAUGCUGCAAAAGUACACUGUUCAUGAAGUUAUUGGGUUUGACUUUUUUCCGCAAACGAAACAUGUCGAGUGCGUAGCGGUGUUGGAAAGAAACUAUGAAUAA